Rotaria sordida is the source of this 546-nucleotide messenger RNA. The record is from the annotation of a GenBank genome assembly. NCBI's taxonomy places the organism in Eukaryota, Metazoa, Rotifera, Eurotatoria, Philodinida, Philodinidae.
AUGACAUAUAAUCGAAAUGGUAUUCAAGAAACAAGACAAUAUAUAAUUCGAAAAUAUAAACAGACGAAAUGUAUCAGCAAUUUGUUCGGAAGUGGAGGCAAACGAAAAACAACAGCAGCAACAGAUCGAUUUAUUGUACGAAAGAUCAAGAUCAAUCGACGAAAAUCAGCUGAUAUGGUGAAAGACGAAAUCGAAUUCGAGUUAGAAAUCUCAUUACAUGCUAAUACAAUUCAAAACAGACUUCAUGAAGCUGGAUUGUUUGGCCGUAUAGCACGAAAGAAGCCGUUGGUCAACAAAAAAUGUUUAUAUGAUACAUUGCGUGCACAAGGUGUCAAUGGUGAACCAUUUGUACCUUUGAUUGGUCAACUUCCACAAUUUCGUCGUUAUCGAAAUACUGACAUGAUUAUGAAAUUUCAAGAAGAUUUAGUGAAAAAACAUGGAGAUUUAUUUGUGUUUGGUUUUGGACCUAUAAUACGUCUUGUCAUUAAUGAACCUGAUUUACUUGCUGAUGUACUUAGUCGAACUAAUGCACAAAAUUAUAUUAAA